GAAUUUGAGAUAAAUCUUGAGCAAUGCGGAUGGAUAACUAUAUGGGGUUGUCUCUUUGAAUGAUAAUUACAUUGCAUACAUUCCUUAAAAGGGUGUUGUAGACGCCCGUUUUUGGGGAUCCUUGUUUUGGAUAUUUCCAUGCGUGUGGGGCUUGUUCUUGACUGGUGCUUUUGUUGAGGUCGCCUUGUCGGGUUUUAUGGCAGGGACAAAGGGAAAAAAUUGGAUCUUUUUUCUUUUAUGUUGUGUGGAUAAUGAUAACAGCUACGUUCCAGGCAAGUUAAGUGAGGAAGAAGAUAGGCAACCUUAACCUUCACAAAGAGUGGUGUCUCGCUCUCUCUCUCUCUCUCUCUCUCUCUCGCUUAGGUCUGUUGGAAGAAGCAGUUUACAUGGGGAAGUCAUGCCAAAAACCCGCUUCUUCGGCAUGUCUUGUUUCCUUCCUGUGAAAGGAGAUAGAGGAUUUCCCAGAAGGUUUAACCCCGCAAACUCUGUGACAAACAGUCAAUGCGUUCUGAGUGAUGGGUGCGAAAAGUUCCAGAGAGAGGAGCUUUAGGCAGACUUCAUCCUCGAGGAGUUCUUCGGAGUAUCAGCAUCCGCCGCCUUCUUACGGACAGAGCUAUCCUUCGCAGCCAUCCUAUGCGCCGCAGCAACAAUACCCGACUCAGCAAUACAGCAGUGGCGACAACAGGAAGAGGCUGGAAAGACGGUAUUCGAGGAUUGCCGAUGACUACAAUUCCCUGGAGGAGGUGACAGAGGCUCUUGCCCGUGCUGGCCUCGAGUCUUCUAAUCUCAUUGUUGGUAUUGAUUUCACUAAGAGCAAUGAGUGGACAGGAUCAAGGUCAUUCAAUAGGCGAAGUUUACACCACAUCGGAGAUGGUUUCAAUCCUUAUGAACAGGCAAUAUCUAUUAUCGGGAAAACCUUGGCUGCUUUUGAUGAGGACAACUUGAUCCCGUGUUUCGGGUUUGGAGAUGCUUCAACGCACGACCAAGAUGUAUUUGCAUUCUAUCCUGAUGAUAGAUUCUGUAACGGAUUCGAGGAAGUUCUGCAAAGAUAUAGAGAAAUCGUCCCUCAGCUAAGACUUGCAGGACCCACAUCUUUCGCUCCAAUUAUUGAGAUGGCCAUGACCAUUGUUGAGCAAAGUGGUGGGCAGUACCAUGUCUUGCUGAUUAUUGCUGACGGACAGGUAACAAGGAGUGUUGAUACAGAGCGAGGACAGUUAAGCCCGCAGGAGCAGAGAACGGUUGAGGCGAUUGUUGAAGCUAGUAAAUAUCCUCUGUCGAUCAUAUUAGUUGGUGUGGGGGACGGACCAUGGGACAUGAUGCGAGAGUUUGAUGACAAUAUUCCUGCUCGAGCCUUUGAUAACUUCCAGUUUGUGAAUUUCACUGAAAUUAUGUCGAAGAAUGUGUCCCACUCUCGCAAGGAGACUGAAUUUGCACUAGCGGCCUUGAUGGAAAUUCCUUCGCAGUACAAGGCAACGAUAGAACUUAACAUGUUGGGUGGUCGGAAGGGCAAUGCUUCACCACGGGUUCCUCUACCCCCACCGAUGUAUGGAGGGAUUUCUAGACCUAAACCAUUUGGGUCGGCAAGUUUCAAGCCUAGUGUGCCACCUUAUCCUGGAGAUAGCAGCCCGAUCAGCGCUGCAGUUGCUGCUCCUCCUCCUCCUCCUCCUCAGUCGACCUCUACUUACGAUAAUCAGAUCUGCCCCAUAUGCCUUACCAAUACAAAGGACAUGGCUUUUGGUUGUGGCCAUCAGACAUGCUGCGAGUGCGGGCAAGACCUUCAGUCCUGCCCGAUUUGUCGGAGCGUGAUCCAGACGAGAAUAAAGCUCUACUAGAAACCGGGCUUUCGUGGCUCUUCCCUUCUGGAGCUAUUGAUUUCUCUUUGUAAUUCUUUGUUUUGUUUGUUACCCAUUUGAUUUCAACAUGAAAAAGCUACUGUCCUCUUUUCUUUUUGUUCAUAUUUAGGUGAAUAGCGUCUCUGUACAUUAAACUCAUUGUAAAUUCCUUUGUCUUUUUUUUUUUUUUAAAUUUCAAAAGUUUGUUAUCACAAGAAGCUUGACAUUGUGAAUUAACUUAUCGCAGAAAAAAAGAGAAUGGGAGUUACUCAA
This is a messenger RNA of Punica granatum (pomegranate), 2105 nucleotides long. NCBI's taxonomy places the organism in Eukaryota, Viridiplantae, Streptophyta, Magnoliopsida, Myrtales, Lythraceae. The record is from RefSeq and is a predicted model, not a curated record.